AUGGUUGAACUGCGUAAGCGCAAAGCUCCUGCGCCGCCUCCCGUUGUGGAGAAAAAGAGCAAGCCAGCCCCCAAAUCCAAGGCGGCUGACAUCCCAAAGGAGGCCACCAAGGAGACCAAGGAAGCCCCGAAGUCGACCGUACCUGCAGUGGGCGACAUUAUCGACCUCGAUACCUUUGGCGGUGAAAUUGAGACCAAUGACGGUACCAAGACUACUCUGAAGAAGUUGGUCGAGGAGAGCAAGUCUGGCGUGGUCUUGUUCACUUAUCCCAAGGCUUCUACCCCUGGCUGCACCAAGCAAGUCUGCUUAUUCCGCGAUAACUACACACAUCUGACUUCAACUGGAUUGGCCAUCUACGGUCUCUCGGCCGAUUCCCCCAAGGCCAAUACCACCUUCAAGACCAAGCAGAAUCUGACCUAUUCCCUCCUCUGCAACCCCAGUGCCACCCUCAUUGGUGCCAUAGGAUUCAAGAAGACGCCAAAGGGAACCACUCGCGGCGUGUUCGCCGUGGACAAGAAGGGCAAGGUCUUGCUUCGCGAAGCUGGCGGUCCCGAUGCCACUGUGGAUGCCGUUCAGAAACUGGUCUCGCAAGACUCCGCCAAGGGUGAAGCGAAGGAGGAGGCUGGUGACGACGCUGAAGCUAAGUAG
This is a messenger RNA of Penicillium subrubescens, 648 nucleotides long. Its product is annotated as thioredoxin peroxidase DOT5. Gene Ontology annotation, cellular component: cytoplasm. Bases 1 to 648 code for a protein of 215 amino acids. The record is from RefSeq and is a predicted model, not a curated record. NCBI's taxonomy places the organism in Eukaryota, Fungi, Ascomycota, Eurotiomycetes, Eurotiales, Aspergillaceae. Gene Ontology annotation, molecular function: thioredoxin peroxidase activity. The transcript has 2 exons. Gene Ontology annotation, biological process: cell redox homeostasis; cellular response to oxidative stress.